Molecule: messenger RNA, 560 nt
Organism: Malaya genurostris
Lineage: Eukaryota; Metazoa; Arthropoda; Insecta; Diptera; Culicidae
Exons: 2
Coding region: 48-515 (155 amino acids)
Source: RefSeq, a predicted model, not a curated record
GUGGAUUCGGUAGUACAACUUAAGCCAGUCAGUAAAAAUCCGCUGAAAUGUACAGAUUUUUCUUUCUCUUCGCAGUGAUACCGUUUGUAGUAUUUGCCUUGAAUCCGGCACCAUGCACUUUCAAUAGCGGCCCGCUACCGGUGAGUGUUCGGGUCGUCGAUUGUCCACCAACGGAUCCCCAGGAGCCCUGUAUCGUUGAUAUGGGAUCCAAAGUGAACAGCGAGAUCGACUUUGUGCUGGAGCGCUCCACGGCAACACUGAUCGCUUCGCUGGACAUAUUCCUGGGUAAUUUCCGAGUGCCGUGGAGUCUACCGGAGGAACAGCAAAACGCCUGUCCGGAUCUGCUGGGAGGGGUUUCUUGUCCGCUGUCGGACGUCGGCAAUCCGAUUACUUACAAUCUGAUAACGAAAGUGUCCGCUCCGUUCGCCAACGUUACCGUCGAUAUGGAACUGAUGCUGACCGACGAUCAGGACCAGGCGGUGUUUUGCUACCGUUCACAGGCUACCGUUGUGUGAGCUGACUGUUUCAGCACUUUGAACUACAAAAGUUAAGUAGGCAUA